Messenger RNA from Micropterus dolomieu (smallmouth bass), 2157 nucleotides. It is a transcript of the gene pycr1b, whose product is annotated as pyrroline-5-carboxylate reductase 1b. Gene Ontology annotation, biological process: L-proline biosynthetic process. NCBI's taxonomy places the organism in Eukaryota, Metazoa, Chordata, Actinopteri, Centrarchiformes, Centrarchidae. The transcript is spliced from 9 exons. The record is from RefSeq and is a predicted model, not a curated record. Gene Ontology annotation, molecular function: pyrroline-5-carboxylate reductase activity. The coding region runs from base 163 to 1134 and encodes 323 amino acids.
CGGCGCACAUGAGGGUUGAGCAAAACGGUAGCCACGUUGACACAAAAAGUGGUGUUUUCUGUUUUUUUCUGCCGCCGGUCACGUCGUCAACUCACAUCUGUCAACUUAGGGAGCUCUGUCGGGACGUCUAGAAAGGUUUAAGGGGCAACACCAUCUGACAGGAUGAGUGUUGGAUUUAUUGGAGCGGGCCAGCUGGCUCAUGCACUGGUGAAAGGGUUCACGGCUGCAGGUGUUAUUGCUACGCACAGGAUUACAGCCAGCUCCCCAGACACAGACCUGCCCACUGUGUUGGGGCUGAGGAAAAUGGGGGUGAACCUGACAACUAGCAACAAGGAGACCGUCAGUAAGAGUGAUGUGCUGUUCCUGGCUGUGAAACCCCACAUCAUCCCCUUCGUUCUGGAUGAGAUUGGGCCGGACAUCGAGGACCGUCAUCUCAUAGUCUCGUGUGCGGCAGGGGUCACCAUCAACUCCAUAGAGAAGAAGCUGCUUCAGUACCGUUCAACUCCUAAAGUCAUGAGGUGUAUGACUAACACUCCAGUGGUGGUGAGAGAGGGAGCUACAGUGUACGCCACUGGGACACAUGCAGAGGUGGAGGACGGCAAGUUAUUGGAGCAGCUGAUGGCCAGUGUGGGUUUCUGCACUGAGGUGGAGGAGGACCUCAUUGACGCAGUCACCGGGCUGAGUGGCAGUGGGCCGGCUUACGCGUUCACAGCCCUGGAUGCUCUUGCAGAUGGAGGAGUGAAGAUGGGUCUGCCAAGGAGACUGGCUGUCAGACUUGGAGCUCAGGCCCUGUUGGGAGCAGCUAAGAUGCUGCUUGACUCGGAGCAGCAUCCCGGCCAGCUGAAGGACAACGUGUGCUCACCAGGGGGAGCCACCAUCCACGCCCUGCACGUCAUGGAGAGUGGUGGCUUCCGCAGCCUUCUGAUCAAUGCGGUGGAGGCUUCAUGCAUCAGGACACGGGAGCUGCAGUUUCUAGCAGACCAGGAGCGCAUCUCUCCAGCAGCCAUUAAGAAAACUACACUGGACAAGGUGCUCCAGCAGCCCGGAGUCACAGUCAGCGGAGUGGCUAAUGGGAACGGCAGAUCGGGGCUCAGCCUGUUUAACACCCGCAGCCCAGGGAUCAAGAAGCACUGAGUACACAGAGGCAGGCAGGCACACACACACGACAAUGUACCAACAUGUACUCAUACAUGUUAUCCAGCUGUUCAGCCAUACAAUUUUUAAAAACAAAAAAACAAAACAGACUGAAAUCACAUCCAAAUUAUUUAUUCAUACUUGAGUUACAUGUGGACCGUGGACCUGGUGGUGUAACCACAUUAUACACAAGCACAGGUGUAUUCUGGGGGAACUGCUCACAGUUACAGCCUUAUGUUGUGAUGCAGGAUUAAUGUCUACACAUACACAGUGAAGAGCAAAAGUGCAUUUACAAUCUGUUGUCUGUCUGUUUGGGCUCUAGACUAUCUAGGGCUGUUAAACGAUAAUGACCCAAGGGGCCAUCAUGGGAUCCUGGUACACGCCAGGCAGCAGAUGGCUGCUGGGAUACCAUCAAGCUCUUAAUGUACGUCUUUGUCUUUCUUUUAAAAAAAAAAAAGAAGAAAAAAAAGGAAAAAGCCACAGGUUAAAUCAUCAUGUACACAUCUCUUGAUUGUGCAAAUAAUAAUUGUUGUUUGACCAUGUUAUACUGUUAACAAAGACUGAAUAUGGAUUUAACAAAAAUGUAAUAACUUUGUUAUUUUGUUUGCUGCAUAUGAACACUAUGGGCUGAAUGGAUAAAAUAUUGCUUCUCACAUAUAAAGGUCAUUCCAAGCUUUAAAACACCUCUGUCAGCAUGUGAGAAUUUUCCUCACAUCCCUCUUUCCUGUCUGUCCAUUUUUUUGUUUUUAUUUGUCGCGCUUAAGGACAUAGUGCGUCUUAAACUGCAAAUCUUGAACUGUUCUGACGAAUGUGAUGUUUUUACCUGGAGGUGCUACAAAAAUGUCAUCUACACAAUGAAACAAUAUAUUCCUGUAGAGUAUGACGUAAAAGAUCAGCCAUCAAGCCGUCCUAAUUCUGCAUUGUUCUAUAUAUUUUAUCCCCAUGUUAAUGUUUUGUUUGGAAUAUCAACCACUGAGUUUGGUUUGCCAGUCAAAAAGUAAAUAUUAAAGAAGCAGCACCAAA